GAGGUGUUGAGGCGUGGUAGGAAGAAGGCUGAAGAAGGGGCGGUGUUACACGUACGCCGUCACUUCCGAGGUCUCUUUUAUCAAGGAACUUUUUGCUUGUUCUCUGUUUGGUUCUCCCUCUUUUGAUUCCCCCCAAACCCGUUGAAAAUGGCGUCCCACAACCAAGUCCACUUUCAACCACAGGCGCGCCCUAUUCAUCCCUCUCAUUUAAAUUCUGCGUCCGAUCCCGAGUUAUACUCUCCUUCACACUCGCUUACGAUCCUGAACAACGACUACGAUGCGUUCGAUGCUCUCCUGCACAAUAUAUACGAAAAGACGCUGCAGGAUAACUGGUUCAAACCAGCUGGUGACACGGAUUCCACUGGCGUUUGUUUACGUGUAGAUCCAACGUCCUUCCGGUGCUUUCCAUACGAGAAUCCUAAACUCAUUCCAUUCGAAGAAGGCGUUCGUCGGCUCAAUGUUGAAGUGGCUGUCAAGAUUCGCAGUGCUAGUGUCCAUGCUGCUGUGUCUCGCUCACCGCCUACCGCGAGGGAGAUUCUCAUCGACUCAAACACGCGCAUUCAGAUUCUUCCCGACAUCAGCGCUUUAGGCGAUGCCGAGAGGGAACAAUGUGCUGCCUUCAUUCGCUCGGACCAUACCCUUGUGGUCUGGGCGUUUUCGGUUGAUCAAGUGAUUCCAUUGUGGGCUGAGUUCGAGGAGAAGUUAAUCAAGUACAUUUGGCGCACUAGAAGUACUCCGAGGAGGGAUAGUAAUACUCCAGGCUUCUUUGAUCCGACUGGAUCACCUGUGAUGCACACUGGCAGCUUGCCGGAUCUCGCUUCGACUGUGACUUCUGCCGCCCCUUCAACUAUUGCCCUCCCUCAAUAUUCAUCCACUAGGUUGUCAACCGCUGCUGGGCCGUUCGGCAUGGAAGAUGUCGAUCGGUCCGCUGCGGAUACAAUGGUUGUUGAUUUUGGCUUUGGCGCUGCGGAUGAGCAGGAUCAGGAGGAGAAGGUUGUACAGCCUAAGAAGGUGUCGAAAAAGCCUAAGAAGAGUUCAUUCUGGUCGUUUCUCUCAUGGUGGAAACUGCAGCCACCUGCCCCUGCCCAGUCAGAGAAAGAUGCCUUCAAUCUUGAAGAAGGCUCUGACACUGGUCCUGAACCUCGUCAGCUUGUCCUCCUCGGUCCUUUCUAUGCAGGUUGCGGUGCUGCAUUGACCAUGUAUUUCGCUGCAGCUGGUAUUUCGAACCUCAUCGAAGAAUGGGUCUUGGACGGUGAUACACGUCGGUUCGGACUAGUUGUGGUGUUACCCGUAGUUGCCGCCGUCAGCAUAUUUUUUUGCCUUCAACUCAUUGGAAAUCUUUCUCUUGUUCUUGGACCGGUAGCACAAUAUCAUGAAAACAGUGCCUACUAUUCUGCUCAACGUCCAAAGCCGAACGCUAAAGUCGAUGGUGCCGCUAGAUGGAGUGAGACUGUUGAACGAAUAGUUGUCAGGAACAGCAGCGAAAAUGGGACUGAAGGUGACUUGAAAGAGGUGGAACGGGAACUUCAGAGAGAAGUCCGGGUCGGUGGGCUUCCCCAUAUCACGAUACAGUGCCCGGUUUAUAAAGAAAGUUUGGAAUUGACGAUUGCACCUUCCGUAUUUUCAAUCAAGAAAGCCAUGCAAACGUAUGCUCGGCAGGGAGGAACUAGUUCCAUCUUUAUCUGUGAUGAUGGUCUGCAGAUAAUUCCAGAGGAGGAUAAACAGAAAAGACUGGAGUUCUACGCCAAUCACAACAUCGGCUGGGUCGCACGUCCGCGUCAUUCUUCUGGUCCAGGUGGUUUCAAACGUGCAGGCAAAUUCAAGAAAGCGAGUAAUAUGAAUUACGGUCUCGCUCUUAGUAUUGCUAUGGAACAACAGCUCGCAAAACUCAUCGGCGAUGCUUCUAGUGCCAACAACACCACAUUGUCUUCCAGUGAACCUCGAGAAACCACCAGACCGAAUACCAGUGCUAGCAGCCCUUCUACCUUUUCUUCUCAACCCCAUUUUGAAAGCAUCGAAUCCCUCGAAGAACGAGCGCUGCAGCUUGCCAUCGAGCAGAUCUACCAGGAGUCUGGUACAGUGAAGAAGGUCAUUGAUGAGUCAGGGAGAGAGACCGAGGAAGUGGUUUAUCAUCGUCCAUGGGCUGGAGGAGCUCGGAGUUUGCGCGUUGGAGAGAUUAUUCUAAUAAUUGAUGCGGAUACUGUUGUGCCAGAGGACUGUUUCCGAGAUGCCGCAAGGGAGAUGGGUGAAGAGGGAGGAGAGGAAGUUGCGAUCAUUCAGCAUGAGAGUGACGUCAUGCAAGUCGCGCACCAUUACUUUGAGAAUGGUAUCACUCAUUUCACACGGAGAAUUAACAAAUGUAUCUCAUACGGGUGUGCGAACGGAGAAGUAGCGCCUUUCGUCGGUCAUAACGCAUUCCUGCAAUGGAAGGCCGUGCAGGAUGCCAGCUUUAUCGAUCCCGCUGACGGUCGACGGAAGAUGUGGUCUGAAGCGAACGUUUCAGAGGAUUUCGAUCUUGCCCUUAGGCUGUUGCUGAAAGGCUAUACGUUGCGAUGGGCGACAUACUCGCAGGGUGGUUUCAAAGAGGGUGUGAGUUUGACUGUGGUAGAUGAAUUAGCGAGAUGGCAAAAAUACGCUUAUGGUUGUGAUGAGAUCAUCUUCAACCCACUCAUCAAGUGGUGGCGACACGGACCUAUCAGCAAACAACUCCGAGAAUUCAUGCAGUCUGCCGCGCCUGUUCAUUACAAGAUAGGCAUGGGCAGUUACAUGUUCUCGUAUUAUGGUAUCGCCGCCGCCACCAUUGGGUCGAUUCUGAAUUACCUUCUGCUCGGGCUUGGCCCUGACCUCGACCGGUUCUAUUUGCAUUCGUUCGAAAUUCUCCUUGCCUGCGUCGUGGUGUUCCCUGCCCUUGGAAACCUCGGUUUCACCAUGUUGGAAUAUCGUCUCGGCCAUCGAAGUAUCUGGAGCAGUGCUGUGGAGAAUCUGAGAUGGGUUCCGUUCUUCUUGUUUUUCUUUGGAGGUUUGAGCAUCCAUCUUUCGACUGCUAUCUUGGCGCACCUCUUCUCGUAUGAUAUGACUUGGGGCUCCACAGGAAAGGAAGUCGAAAAAUCGACGUUUUGGAUUGAAGUGCCUCGUAUCAUCAAGAACUUCAAGCUUUCUAUCAUCAUUUGCCUUCUGCUUAUAGCAAUGAUGGUAGUGUUCACCACAGACGCGGUUCCCUUUGAUUGGCAGAUUCCAGGCUGGAACUGGGCGUUGAUCAUACCGCUUAGCUUGGUUGUUGGAUGUCAUCUACUCCUACCGAUUGUUCUGAACCCUUGGUUGAUGAAGUUCUCCUACUAGUCGUACAUGAACUGGUACAUGUUUGGCCACACACUGGUUGUAGACUUUUUACCGUCCUAGAAUUUCUCUUUGUAACCAGAUCUCAUUCUUUUGCUGUACGUUCAUUGGUUAUUGCAAUUGUUCUACAGACGUGGACGUUAUUUUUUGAGGACUUUGGAGCUUCAGAAUCGAUCACAUACUUUGUCUCUUACAUAUAUUUACAAUACACUCACAAGAUCAUUCAUAUUACUGAGUCAAUAAAUUACCUCUUUUGCCUGUUAACAUAGCAUAAGAAGAUG
Messenger RNA from Lentinula edodes (shiitake mushroom), 3617 nucleotides. RefSeq names its product glycosyl transferase family group 2-domain-containing protein. NCBI's taxonomy places the organism in Eukaryota, Fungi, Basidiomycota, Agaricomycetes, Agaricales, Omphalotaceae. The coding region runs from base 148 to 3339 and encodes 1063 amino acids. The transcript is spliced from 14 exons. The record is from RefSeq and is a predicted model, not a curated record.